Messenger RNA from Cladocopium goreaui, 2612 nucleotides. Lineage: Eukaryota; Dinophyceae; Suessiales; Symbiodiniaceae. The record is from the annotation of a GenBank genome assembly.
GUGAGUCAUAUGUCGCAUAUGUUGGCAAGGGCAUCGUGGACAUUGUGCAGAAUGAGGUGUCCAAGCGGGCAACCCCCAGCUUGACGGGUUUCAACGAUCGAGAGCGAUUGUUGGGAGAUGUGGCGUUAGCACAGAUCCGCUCCAAUGCCAAGAACACCUGCAGAAACUUCAAACAUCUGCUGGGACGAAAGUUAGAAUCGCCAGAUUUGCAGAAUGAGCAUUUUUGGUCCACCUCAGCCUUGUGUGAGUGUGACGACGGCUUCGCAGGGUACAGCGUCACCUACAAGGGUGAGGCCAGACAGAUGACCUCCACGCAGUGCACGGCCAUGUUCCUCACUAAGCUCCGAGAGAUUUCGGAGAAGUGGUGUCAAGCCAAGGUGCAGGACGUGGUUAUUGCAGUGCCCUCCUCGUUCUGCGAUGUUCAACGUCAGGCGGUUCUAGAUGCGGCCCAAAUCGCCGGCCUCAACAUCUUGCGCGUCAUGAACGAGCACACGGCCACAGCCUUGGCCUAUGGCAUUUAUCGCUCCAAUGACUUCGACCCGGAGAAGCCCAUGACCGUGGCGUUUUGCUCCAUGGGGCACUCCAUUUUCUCCGUGAGCAUUGUCCAAUUCGUGCGUGGCAAGCUGCACGUGCUUAGCGAGACCUCGGAUCGGGUCGGAGGUCGUGACAUGGACGAGUGCUUGAUGCGGGAGUUCGCCGCGCAGUUCCAGAAGAAGGUGGGAUGUGACCCCCUCAGCAACAAGAAGUCGGCCUUCAAAUUAGAAGAUGCCGUCACGAAGUGCAAGAAGGUGCUCAGUGCCAAUAGUGAAGCCAACAUGAGCGUCGAAUGUUUGAUGGAGGAUGAAGACUUCCACAGCCAGAUCGGCCGAGAGGACUUUGAGAAAAAGUGUGCACCGCUGAUGGAACGCUGCAAGGCCGUGCUCCAAAGCGCCAUCAAGGCAUCCGAAGUGCCGCUGGAUCAGAUCGAUAGUGUGGAGAUCGUAGGAGGUGGUUCUCGUGUGCCUUGGGUGAAGCGACUCUGUUCUGAAGCCUUCGGCGGGAAGGGUCUCUCCACCACCAUGAACCAGGAGGAGAGUGUGGCAAGAGGAUGCGCUUUACAAGCUGCCAUCCUGUCACCUUUGUACAAGGUUCGGGACUUCGAUGUAAAGGACGUGUCCCCCUUCGGCGUCUCUAUCAGUUGGCUGGGCCUGGGAGGUGAUACUCCACCCAUGGAUGGAGCCGAGAAAGAGCCCAAGGAGGAGAACGGUGAAAAGAAGGCCGUCCUCUUUCCGGCUGGCUCGCAGAUGAACACUGUGAAGAUGCUGACCUUUUACCGGAAGGAGCCCUUCGACCUCUCGGCAGAGUUCACUGAGGACGCGCCGCUGCUGCCCAUGACGCCGCGGAGCCUGGGGAAGUUUCGGGUGGAGCUUCCGCAGCAAACGGAGAAGAAAAAGGUGAAGGUCAAGGCCAGGUUGACCCUGCAUGGUACCUUCACCAUCGACUCCGCGCAGAUGGUGGAAGAGGAGGAGGUGGAGGAAAUUGUGCGAGAAAAGCGCGAGCUCCCCCCCGAGCCUGAGGAAGUCAAAGAGACCAAGGCGGUGCCCGCGGAGGCAACGGCGGACGCGGAUACGGCGCCGCCGGCGCCCGCGGAGAACGGCGCGAAGACCAUGGAGACCGAGACCUCGGAGAACGUGGAGAACGCGGAGGACGAGACCAAAGAGGCUGAUGGUAAUGGAGAUGCCAAAGAAGAGAAGGAGAAGGAUGAAGCCAUGGAGGAGGAGACAUUGGAGCCAGCCCCUCCACCCAAAAGGAUGGAGCCCAGAUUCGAGUGGGUGGAGGUGGUGAAGAAGCGGAAGCUCACCAAGACCAGUGACCUGCGGAUUUCGGCCACCGGCCGCCCGGGGCUAUCUCCAGAGAUCCUGCAGCAACGGCAGGAUGAGGAGACGCAGAUGCAGGCAGAAAUGCGAGAAAUCAUCGAAACCGAUGAGAGGAAAAAUGACUUGGAGGGCUACAUCUUCAAUGCCCGCGCCAAGAUUGGGGACGGGGGCGACUGGGUGCCCUUUAUCGCGCCAGAUGAUCGGCAGAAGUUCGAGCAGGAGCUUCAGAAGGCCGAAGACUGGCUUUUCGAUCACUUUGAUGGAACAAAGAUCCAAUUCAUCGACAAACUCGACGAGUUGAAGGCCUUGGGUGAUCCUGUGCAGUCGAGAUGUAAAGAGUCCGGCAGUCGCGAGGAAGUGCUGCGCGGGGUACGCAGCAACGUGAGCAGCUACCGCCAAGUCGCCGCAGCGCCGGGCGAGAGGUAUGGUCAUAUCGCCAGUGAGAAGCUGGAGAAGAUCCUGGCGGCCUGUCAGGACUUUGAGUCGUGGCUCAAUGAGCUGCAGCAGAAGCAGGAGGCCAUGCCCAAGUACCAGAAGCCGAUUUUGACCUGCACGGAGAUGGAGAAGAGGAGUCAGGAAUUGGCCAAAACGGCAGAUGAGAUUUUGAGAGAGCCAAAGCCCAAAGAAGAGCCGAAAGAGAUUCAUCUAGAUGAAAAAGAUGAAAAGGAGGUGGAACUGUUGGACGAAGAAAAGGCAGUGGACGAAAAAGAGGAGCCUGCGAAAGGCGACGAGCCUCGAGAUAUGGAAGUCGACUGA